Messenger RNA from Rhodamnia argentea, 2775 nucleotides. Its product is annotated as cation/calcium exchanger 4-like. Gene Ontology annotation, cellular component: membrane. Gene Ontology annotation, biological process: monoatomic cation transport; transmembrane transport. The transcript has a single exon. NCBI's taxonomy places the organism in Eukaryota, Viridiplantae, Streptophyta, Magnoliopsida, Myrtales, Myrtaceae. Gene Ontology annotation, molecular function: monoatomic cation transmembrane transporter activity. The record is from RefSeq and is a predicted model, not a curated record. Bases 532 to 2508 code for a protein of 658 amino acids.
GUCUUUACCUACCAACGCUCAAAGCCUCAAAAGUACACAAUCAAACCGACCAGGUAAAAAGGGACGACUCCAUGGAAGCUCGGAAUCGAAUCUAAGCCAAUUCGCGACGACGGUUCUUGUCCUACGUUGGCCAUUUCGGUGCCUUUGUCGUUGCAGCUCUCGCCCUCGCGCUUGCGUCGAUCAGCCCCUACGCGCGACGACGCGCUCGAGAAUCAGCCAACCCCGACCGGACGAAUCUUGAGAAACUACCCAGAAGCUGCGAGCGAGACGAGGUACCUCUCGCUCUUCAGGCUCCGACGCAAUCUUGGGAAGUUUCCCGCGGUCCCUGCUCAUCGCCCUUAUUCGGUUUUUUCUUUUUACCUGAUCGAUUCGCCGGGUUUCCAAUUCUAUUGUUCCGUGUGUUGGGGUUUAAAUUGCGGGUUGCGUGUUGGAGCCCUAGAUUGAUCCUCGUCCUCGGGGAAUUUUGGGUGUUGCAAAAUCGUAGCUUCAGUUGAUUUUUCUUUUGGGUGGGGGGCUAAAAGGCAAAGGAACAUGGUGGAGCCAGGGCGGUAUGGCUUUGCCAUGAACCCUAAAUUCCGCGGGAUUUUCAAUGGGAUUUGCGCUGCGGUCUUGUUAUUCCUGUUUUAUACGCAAGAUGAAUUCUUUAGAGGUCCCUAUUUGGGGAAUUCGCCUUCCGUCCUGCCUCCUAAUUGGCGCUCGAAAGGUUUUGCUGAUCAGGUCGAUCAGUUCAAGGUAAUACACAGGAGGAUUGCCGAAGUGAAUGCUACCGUGUCAAAUGGUACAGUGAGUGUUGAAGAGUCCGUUGGCAAUGAUUUGACCACGAAGGAUCCGAAACUGUGUGCUGGGUUAUAUGAUCACCUAGGUUAUAAGAGCAAGUGUGAGUAUCUGAUCGCCCAUCCCGAGUGUAACUCCGGUGGGUUCUUCCAUUACAUUUCAUUCUUCUACUGUGAUUGCGAGAAAUUCACGGCUGCAGGGUAUGCCGUGCUGGCGUUGUGGCUGGCUGCUCUGUUUUACUUGUUGGGCAACACUGCAGCAGAUUACUUCUGUUGUAGUUUGGAGAAGCUUUCUAGUCUUCUGAAAUUGCCACCCACGGUUGCGGGGGUUUCCCUGCUUCCGCUUGGUAAUGGAGCUCCUGAUGUGUUUGCUAGCAUUGCUGCAUUCAUGGGGAAAGAUGCAGGGGAGGUGGGUCUCAACAGCGUGUUGGGUGGUGCUGUUUUUGUUACUUGUAUUGUUGUAGGGGCUAUUUCUUUCUCUGUAGCAGAAAAGAGGGUUCAGAUUGAUAGGAGGUGUUUCAUCAGAGAUAUAUCCUUCUUCCUCUUCACAUUGAUGUGCCUUGGUAUAAUUUUGAUUGUUGGGGAGGUCAGUGUUGGGGCUGCUAUUGCAUUUGUUUCCAUAUAUGGGCUUUAUGCAUUUACAGUUGCUGCCAACGAGAUGCUGAGGAAACAAGCCAGGAAAUUAAGGCUAGAUUCUGUUACGCCUUUACUUCCUGUCAGGGGAAGUAUCUUUUCUCAAGGAAGUGAGGAAGACGAAUCUAUUUAUGCCUCACUGAUUGAGUCAGACUCUGAUGGUGAUGUACCUCAUCUGCAAAGCAAUUUGCCGCACUGGAUGUGGGCUUCAAAUGUUGCAAUUUAUUCAAAUGAGGCUAGCAAAGUCAAUUCUGAUAGCCCAAAGCAGUUGUGGGGUUGGAAUGAUGAUGAAACAACCGAUGGCAAUUCUUCCUUCACGUGCUUGAAAGUAUUUUCUCUACUGGAGAUGCCGCUGACGCUACCAAGGCGGCUGACAAUCCCUGUAGUUGAGGAAGAAAGAUGGUCAAAGACAUAUGCUGUUGCCAGUGCCUCAUUAGCGCCUAUUCUUUUGGCAUUUUUAUGGAACGCCCAAGACGAUAUUGGAAAUUUGAGCAGAGAAAUUGCAUAUGCUAUUGGUGUUUGUGUUGGGGGCGUACUUGGUGUUUUUGCAUAUGUUUACACCAGAGUGGAUCAACCACCAAGCAAGUUCUUAUUUCCUUGGGUCUUUGGAGGAUUCUUCAUGAGUAUAAUCUGGUUCUACAUUAUCGCAAAUGAGCUUGUUGCUUUGCUGGUAGCUCUGGGUAUUAUCUUUGGCAUAAAUCCUUCUAUCCUCGGUUUGACAGUCUUGGCCUGGGGAAACUCGAUGGGUGAUCUGAUGUCAAAUGUAGCAUUGGCGAAGAAUGGUGGAGAUAGUGUGCAGAUUGCUAUGUCUGGUUGCUAUGCUGGGCCUAUGUUUAACACUCUUGCUGGCUUGGGAGUUUCAAUGUUUCUUGGAGCCUGGUCUAGUAGACCUGCAUCAUACGUAGUCCCCCAGGAUAGCAGUCUAUUUUACACAAUGGGGUUUCUGAUGUGCGGACUUCUUUGGUCACUCAUUGUCUUGCCCCGACAUGACAUGCAACCGAACAAGAUGUUGGGUAUCGGCCUUAUGUCGAUUUAUCUGGUCUUUCUAGUUUUGAGGUUAAGCACAUCUAUGGGUGUGGUUUCAUUGAAUGGUCUUAGCUGACUUAACAGUCAAGGCAUGAGGCGGGGGAACUCUGCUCAGGGCAGUGGGUACUCAAAUAUGAAUGCGUCCUACUCUCCACAGAACACACUGGCUUUGUGCCUGGUGCCUGUAUGAUGUUAGCUCAUUUUCUUUUUGCCUACUGAAAAAGUUAUAUUGUCGGAAUGGUUGAGCUGCAAGCUAGGCCUUGCGAAUGUAUCUAUUUGAUGUACAGUACUGAGUUAUCUUUGUGAGAGUUCAUCAUCUCCAAAUGCCGAGGCUUUUUUUGUA